AACUGAACAAAAACUAAACAUAACCUCAAAUAUCUAAUUAUGCACGUAAAGUACAUAAUAACAAAUAUGUUUUAAGAAAAUUCUACAAAAAAGUGCCAAUAAUCUUAAUCGCUUGGUUCUACUCGUGAAAAGCUAUUAUUGUCAAGACUUCAAUUCCUACUGAAGUUGCAUAAUACAAAUAUAAUAAUGAAACUAAUUACCCACAAUAUGCUCACUUCGAAAUGCUUGAAAGGUGUUGUGACUGGCUAUCCUCUUGCAAUUAACGCGACAGACAUUAAAGUUAAAGAAGUCGAUUUUAAUCCUGAAUUUAUUAGUCGUGUAAUACCAAAGCUGGAUUGGGAAGUAUUAUGGGUGGCCGCUGAUAGCAUCGGCCACAGUGAUGGUCUGCCAAGAUCUUUAGAAAAUAAGUAUGAUGAAAACGAAGAGUUUUUGAAGAAAGCUCAUAAAGUCUUGUUAGAGGUGGAAGUUGAAGAGGGACACUUGACUUGUCCAGAAUCUGGAAGACAAUUUCCGAUUUCUAAAGGAAUUCCUAAUAUGCUAUUAAAUGAAGCUGAAGUGCAGUAGUUCACAAUUUAGAGCCUGUACUAAAAAUAUUAGUAACAAAUUUUUUAUUUAAGCAUUAAUUUUAUUGCAGUAACAUUACAUAGGAUUGUUUUAUUUUUUAUGUAAAGAAGUGCUAUGGUGCAUGUAAAUUUGUUUCAUAUUAAAUAUUUUAAGAAAUGUACCAUUACUUUAUAAUUUCUACAAUAUAAUUUACUGUGAAAGAUUUUUAUGUAAUCCUUGUAUACUAAAUUUUAAGUUGCUUAAUAGGUAAAAUCAGUAUGAGGCUGCUUCAGGAUUCUUGAUAAAUAUUUGGGGAAAACUUUCUUACGCAUAUGUUGUAUACUAAAAGUAUCCUUUCAAUAAAGAAAAUAUUGUUUUUCAAUUUA
This is a messenger RNA of Bombyx mori (domestic silkworm), 929 nucleotides long. It is a transcript of the gene Trmt112, whose product is annotated as multifunctional methyltransferase subunit TRM112-like protein. The record is from RefSeq and is a predicted model, not a curated record. Gene Ontology annotation, molecular function: protein heterodimerization activity. Lineage: Eukaryota; Metazoa; Arthropoda; Insecta; Lepidoptera; Bombycidae. The transcript has a single exon. Gene Ontology annotation, biological process: rRNA (guanine-N7)-methylation; peptidyl-glutamine methylation; tRNA methylation. Bases 187 to 564 code for a protein of 125 amino acids.